Drosophila serrata is the source of this 543-nucleotide messenger RNA. RefSeq names its product Regulator of cullins 2 (gene Roc2). The record is from RefSeq and is a predicted model, not a curated record. Lineage: Eukaryota; Metazoa; Arthropoda; Insecta; Diptera; Drosophilidae. Gene Ontology annotation, molecular function: zinc ion binding.
UAGUAUUUUUCUACCUCGCUGGUGUAGUCACACUUUGCUUAUUGGCCCCGGAAUUGUUUACAUUUCUGUUUUUUGCGUAUUUUUGCGGUUUUUUUAACUUUCUGAACAUGGCCGAUGAUCCGGAUAACUCAGUGGACCGCCCCUCGGACGAUGGCGAUGCCAACAAGCCGGAGAAGAUGUUCACUUUAAAGAAAUGGAAUGCGGUUGCUAUGUGGUCUUGGGACGUCGAGUGCGAUAUUUGUGCCAUUUGCCGCGUUCAAGUUAUGGAUUCCUGCCUUCGGUGCCAGGCGGACAACAAGCGGGAUGUGAUGGGUCGCCAGGAUUGUGUGGUGGUUUGGGGUGAAUGCAAUCACUCCUUUCACCACUGCUGCAUGUCCUUGUGGGUGAAACAGAACAAUCGCUGCCCACUGUGCCAGCAGGAGUGGUCCAUUCAGCGCAUGGGAAAAUAAUAAACUCAACAACAAUAAAAUGCCGCCAUCUCAACAAGCUAAGAUCUGAAUUUACUUUAUGAUGUAAUUUAAAAUAAAAGAAAUAUUGCCAGAA